AUGUCUAUUAAGGAAUCAUCACUCGCGACUGAUCCAUUCUUGGUCAACCUGGAGUUUGCGUUGAAGCGUUCGUCGCCACUUGAUCACCAGACCUCGCUUCACAUUUCCCAACUUGUUCUUCGACGACAAUCCUUUCAAAACGCGUACCUUGCUCACAUUUUAGCUCGUUCGUUUGCGUUUGCUUGGCCAUGGCGUCUCUGGCGAUUGGUGGAGUCGACUUUCUCCCAGCCCCCGGUCCGGCGCCGUGCUGAUUCGUGGAAAUGCCGACGCCAGGCCUGCCCGCGGGGACAAAAUAUCCUCGAACCCCAGAUCAACAUUACCCCAGGUCCGGACCAUGGCCUUUGA
Penicillium waksmanii is the source of this 345-nucleotide messenger RNA. RefSeq lists its product as uncharacterized. The record is from RefSeq and is a predicted model, not a curated record. The coding region runs from base 1 to 345 and encodes 114 amino acids. NCBI's taxonomy places the organism in Eukaryota, Fungi, Ascomycota, Eurotiomycetes, Eurotiales, Aspergillaceae. The transcript has a single exon.